AGGGUGGCUUAAAGAAGCAUAUAAAAGCUCGUAUCACCCACAGCCCUUCUAUCUGCUUCUCUUGCCUCCAUCUGUAGUGAACAAGACUCACAGCCAUUGCAAGAAGGAUGUCUGGCUACAGCGAGUCCUGCAGACCCUGUGGGGUGACGUGCCCUCGGCCGAUUGCCGAGAGCUACAAUGAGCCAUGUGUGCAGCAAUGCCCCGACUCCAGAGCAGUCAUCUUCCCCCCGCCGGCUGUGGUGACCUUGCCGGGCCCCAUACUCAGCUCUUUUCCCCAGGAGAGCAUUGUGGGAUCAUCAGGCCCAGCCUGGCUAGGGAGUUCCUUUGGUUCCCCAAGCUCUGUGGGCUCCCUGGGCUUGGGUGGCUCUGGGGGCUCCUUGAGCUAUGGGAGGUGGCGGAGUUACGGGGGCUCCUUUGGUUUGGGAGGCUAUGGGGGCUCCCUGGGUUUGGGGGGCUCCUCUGGCUAUGGGGGCUUGCGGGGCUAUGGGAACCCCUUUGGCUUGGGAGGCUCUGGGGGCUCCCUUGGGUACGGCCGUUCCCUGGGCUAUGGAGAUGAUGUGGGCUAUGGGGGCCAACAUGGGUCCAGCAGCUUUGGCAGUUGUGGGAGGUCCUACAGCUCCGGCUUCUCCUCCUGUGGCACGGGGUAUUACCUGCCUGGGUCCCAGAGGUGGGGCAGGUCCCGCCGUGGGAGCUGCGGGGCUUUCUAAAGCCCUCAGGAUGGUGCCCAGAGCCUGCAGCAGCCCUGAAACAUGGACCGUGGCAUGAGGAUGUGGAACAAGAUCCCGGGGACCAGCGGCAUGUGCCAGCUGCCCUGGCAUGGGGACAGGAGGAGGCUGUGUGUGCCAGCAGCUCACUCUCCUAUGCCACGGUGUGCCCUGGCUGCGUGGCUGAGCCUCAGUAUCCCCUGCGUCCCUCC
This is a messenger RNA of Falco peregrinus (peregrine falcon), 916 nucleotides long. RefSeq names its product scale keratin-like. Bases 108 to 707 code for a protein of 199 amino acids. Gene Ontology annotation, molecular function: structural constituent of cytoskeleton. Gene Ontology annotation, cellular component: intermediate filament. The record is from RefSeq and is a predicted model, not a curated record. The transcript has 2 exons. Lineage: Eukaryota; Metazoa; Chordata; Aves; Falconiformes; Falconidae.